AUGGCAAAUCAAAGCCACGUGACAGAAUUCGUCCUUCUGGGCAUUACAAAGAAUCCGGAGCUGAGGCGACUACUCUCUGCUGUGAUUCUGGUCAUGUAUGUGUCCACCGUCUUGGGAAACCUCCUCAUCAUGGUAACCAUGGUCACAAGUCAGAGUCUGAGAUCACCUAUGUAUGUUUUCUUAACCUCCUUGUCCCUUUUGGAUGUCGCUUUCUCUUCUGUCAUUGCCCCCAAGAUGAUUGUGGACUCCCUCUCUGGGAGCACUGUCAUCUCCCUGGAAGGCUGCAUGGCCCAGCUCUUCGCGGAGCACUUCUUCGGUGGCGUGGGGAUCAUCCUUCUCAUCGUGAUGGCCUAUGACCGCUACGUGGCCAUCUGUAAGCCCCUGCACUACAUGGUCAUCAUGAGGCCUUGGGUGUGCCACCUGUUGCUGGCAGGGGCCUGGGUGGGGGGGUUUAUUCAUGCAGCAAUACAGCUUGUCUUCAUGUAUCAGAUACCUUUCUGUGGUCGCAAUAUCAUAGACCACUUUAUAUGUGAUCUGUUUCCACUGUUGAACCUGGCCUGCACGGACACCCACCUCCUGGGCCUCUUAGUCAUCCUCAACAGUGGGGUGAUGUGUGUGGCCAUCUGCCUUAUCCUCAUCUCCUCCUACGUGGUCAUCCUCUGCUCCCUGAGGUCUUGCAGCUCUGAAGGGUGGCGGAAAGCCCUCUCCACCUGCGGCUCCCACCUCACAGUGGUUGUCAUGUUCUUUGUGCCGUGCACGUUCUUGUACGUGAGGCCUGUGGCCAUCUACCCCAUAGACAAGGCAAUGGCUGUGUCCGAUUCCAUCAUCACACCCAUGUUGAAUCCCCUGAUCUACACCCUGAGGAACACAGAGGUGAAAAAUGCCAUGAGGAAACUGUGGAUGAAACCAGGGAAUGUGGUUGGCAAGUGA
This is a messenger RNA of Sus scrofa (pig), 930 nucleotides long. RefSeq names its product olfactory receptor 4C6-like. The record is from RefSeq and is a predicted model, not a curated record. Gene Ontology annotation, molecular function: G protein-coupled receptor activity; olfactory receptor activity. Gene Ontology annotation, biological process: G protein-coupled receptor signaling pathway. Gene Ontology annotation, cellular component: membrane. NCBI's taxonomy places the organism in Eukaryota, Metazoa, Chordata, Mammalia, Artiodactyla, Suidae.